GCAACAGAUAGGUACUUGACAGUUCUAGUCGCACGUGAAUGCGGCCAUAUACCUAUAGUUAGCCUGUGUAAUUCACUAAUAAAGUCGGGUUGCCAUUCCUGCGUUGACUCAUGUUGAAUUGAAACAAUUUGGCUGAUUAAUCCAUAUCGAAAUUGCAGUUAUUUCUCUUCCAAUACUCCGUAUCAACUAUCUAUAAUUUGAGAUUGCGGUUCAUGAAUAUUGAAUUGGCAAAUGAAACGCCACCAUUAGCUCGUUAAGCGAGUUUGCAAUCAACAUGCUUCUGCUGAGGGGUAGAUGAAUUAUGAUGAGUAAUUGAUGUCAUCUAUUUCUAAUCUGUCAAACUGAACUCAAACUCCCCUCCAAACAAAAAACAUCAAGUUGAAUCGUUGACAGUUUCAAGCAACCAUCCUACCCAGUCGGAAUAUUCGGACUAAUCCAGAUUCGUGCCUAGCACAAUGACUGAAGCGUAGUGAGUACUAUCAUCACCGUCACACUGUUUGAUACUGACAAACUGAUCAAAAAGUCUCAAAGCCUUGGGCGAGAAGCUCACGAAGGAAGGCCCUCACAAAGUUGAAGAUACGCCUCGUCGAGUCAGAGGUGUACUAGGAGGAGAGUACAUCUUCGACACUACGGAAGCAAAAUAUGUUUGGGAGCAUCCAUACUAUAACAUCGCUCCUUUGCUUUACUCCGUCCUUUUCUCCAAAACUAUGCGUUCAGAGCACACAAUAACUAACACUAGUAUUACAGACCCAUACUUUUAUAUCCCCACCACGUCUCUCAAACUCCAAGAAUUCACCAAAACAUCUGAUCCCAAAUUACCCUACUUCAUAGCCAAUAUAAAGAACCAUGGAAAGACCGCGCUUGUCCUUGGAUUUACCCACGGCGGCCCUCUUGAUGGCAUGUCACGCAUCUCCGUACCUUCCCUCGACAAAUGGCUUGUAGAGGACGAGAUUCUCCAAGGACCACACCCCAAGGACCCUUACAAGAGAGUCGAAACCAUCCCAUCGUCUCGAGAGAUUCGUAUCGAGCACAAGGGUAAAACCAUCCUCACCACGUCGCAGAACAUAUUUCUCUAUGAAACGACGUUAAGGCCAAGAUACUAUUUGAACCCCGGCGCUGUGGUAGAUUGGGGCUCUUUGGUGGAAAGUGAGACGACUACCUUUUGCCCCUAUAAAGGGAUGGCGGAGUAUGAUUUCUCCCUCUCUAUUCCCCUCUUGAUUUGAAGACGUCUUCUUGGGAAUAGGCGCUGAUUUACGACAGCUAUUACCAUCUCAAGGUUGGCGAUGAAACUGUGGAGGAUGCAAUAUGGUAUUACAAGUACCCAACAUCCGAGUCCGCUUUGAUUGCUGGAAGAUUAUGUUUCUAUAACGAGAAAUUCGAUGUCUUCGUUGAUGGAGUGAAGGAGAAGAAGUGAUGGUCAGGACGUGAAGUCUACGUAUGAUGCUUAAGCAAGUCAGUGAAUAGUCGUUCUACAGAGUAGAGCCAAGUUAGGGAACUAAAAGUUUUAUUCAUGAUUUUUC
Molecule: messenger RNA, 1520 nt
Organism: Hymenoscyphus albidus
Lineage: Eukaryota; Fungi; Ascomycota; Leotiomycetes; Helotiales; Helotiaceae
Source: the annotation of a GenBank genome assembly